Molecule: messenger RNA, 963 nt
Organism: Botrytis porri
Lineage: Eukaryota; Fungi; Ascomycota; Leotiomycetes; Helotiales; Sclerotiniaceae
Exons: 4
Coding region: 1-963 (320 amino acids)
Source: RefSeq, a predicted model, not a curated record
AUGUGGCACAGCAAGCAUACCGUUGGCAGUCUUUUGGAGCAUCUGGAAAAUUACGAUGAAAACCAGAGUUUCGAAUCUUUGUUGUAUGAUGAAGAGUUUGCUAGCCUUCUCCGUGGCAUCUUCACAUCUCUACCUACAGAGUUCCAAAACACGGCCCAAGCGAUGCUCGCCAAGACCAAUCAACACAAGAAAAAGAAGACGAAAAUUUCGGCAUUAUCAGCAGUCAUUGAGAUCAACAAUAUUGCUCUACCGCCCACUCUACAAGAUCACUAUCGAUUGUGGAAGGAGAAUCCUUCACGAUUCUGGCAUCCCGUUGAAAGUUCGAUUACCGAUCAAUCACUCGAGUUCAUCGCUGUCGAAGCAUACCUGGUGGUCCGAAGUCUUCACCAGAGAAAAAGGGUAUCAAUAAUUGAAUUACCUAACAAUCUCUAUCAACGACUCAUCAAGGCCACACAAUGCGAGAAGAUCCCCGAUGAAAAAACUCUUAUUAAGACGAACCUACAAACUUGGGUCGCUGCUGGGUCGAGAUACAACAAAAUCUGCAUGGCUCUCGACAAAGGUGCCUUGUUUUUGCUUCCUCAGAUAUCAGAUGCUAUAUGGGAGAAUUCCACUUGUCUAAAAGGUGCAGAAUUCGGCGACGCAAUGUCCCAUCUGAGGAGCCAGGGCAUUAUGGAGCUAUCAGGUCAGCUUGAGGCUGACGCUGUGGCUAACAAAAUUCUUGAUGCCGCGCUUGGCCAUUUCAAAUGGAAUGUCGUCGAUUCAAGGACUUUCACAGCCAAUCAAUCAAUUGCUCCAAAGAUAUUUCCCGUUGAUACAUACGCCGAGUCAGGAGUUGUUGAAGCAGGUCCCUCCAUCGUAUCGCAAGCUGUUACUGCCGGUCCAUCCAGCGAACUGAGGGCUUUUGAAACGAAGCCAAUUUCAAUUUUUUCGCUCUUAAAUUCACCAGAAGCGGCACACGAUUGA